Molecule: messenger RNA, 2070 nt
Organism: Anthonomus grandis grandis
Lineage: Eukaryota; Metazoa; Arthropoda; Insecta; Coleoptera; Curculionidae
Gene: Pink1
Product: serine/threonine-protein kinase Pink1, mitochondrial
Exons: 4
Coding region: 189-1904 (571 amino acids)
Biological process (GO): positive regulation of mitochondrial fission; protein phosphorylation; regulation of apoptotic process
Cellular component (GO): mitochondrion
Molecular function (GO): protein serine/threonine kinase activity; ATP binding
Source: RefSeq, a predicted model, not a curated record
GCAAAAACGACUUUCAAAAAACCCAUCCCUAAGAAACAUAUGAUUUUGACACAUGUCACACAGUACUGUCAAAAUAAAUUGCGUAGUAUAUUUGUUGUGGUUUUUGUUGAACUUUAAAAUGCUGAAAAUAACCUUAUUUGACUGACCACGAAUAUAUAACAAAAAAAAAACUAGGCUAGCCGCCAAAAAUGUCUCUCCGAGCCAUAGGGGGCAGGCUAUUUAAACAUGGAGCCUCGAUCCUACGGCAAGCUCAACGUGGAAAACCUGCCGGAAAACCCACCACACGAAAAAUCAGCAACAUCUCUAAACCUGUGGAGCAAGUCUCCACGCCAGUACAGAAGUCGGAUUUCUUGAGGAACAACCGCUACCAUGUAUUUAGAAAUAUUGGUAUUCAAGUGAGCCAAAGGGCUAAAAGAGUGCUAAUCGACGAUGUCUUAAAUCGCGUGUCGAGAAGCAGCGAAUGUGGUGUAUUUAAAGGGAUUUCACAGAGGGGGCUCUAUGGAAACUCUGGGCCUGUAUUAGCUCUUGUUGGGUUUGCUGUUGUUGGCCAGGGUCUCCUUACAAAGGAUGAGGAACUUGAAGGCGUCUGCUGGGAGAUCCGAGAAUGCAUGUCUAAAAUCCAAUCGAACAGAGAUUCUAGAACCCAACACCCUUCAUCGGACGACUCGCCUUUAACCGUAAAAAGUUUCGUCUUUGGUAAACCAAUAGCAAAAGGUGCAAACGCAGUUGUAUAUUCAGUAAACUAUGCCUCAGAAGCAGAGAACUUAAGACAAGGCAGCCAGUUCCCUCUGGCACUUAAAAUGAUGUUUAAUUAUGACAUCCAGUCAAAUUCCCUGGCUAUCUUAAAAGCCAUGUAUAGAGAAACGGUCCCGGCAACAGUUUAUUAUAACAGACAUGGAAUUACUGAUUAUGAAUAUGAGUUUUUAAAUAGGACAAGACAUCUGCCGGCACAUCCUAAUAUCGUUAAAAUCUUGUCUGUAUUCACUGAUUUCAUCCCCGAAUUGGAACAGUGUAGAGAAAUGUAUCCAGCUGCUUUGCCAAAGAGAAUAGAUCCAGAAGGAGAGGGUAGAAAUAUGUCCUUGUUCAUCUUGAUGAACAAAUACCACCAAAACCUACAGGAAUAUAUUGCCUCCUCACCAAAUCUUCCGUUAAGAACUUCUGCCUUACUACUUACCCAGCUACUGGAAGGAGUUGUGCAUAUGGUGGCAAACAACAUUGCUCAUAGAGACAUAAAAGCAGACAACAUAUUAUUGGAACUGUCUGAUCCUAAAAGCCCACUGGCAGUUAUUAGUGAUUUCGGCUGUUGCCUGGCAGAUAAAAGUACAGAUUUGGUGGUGCCUUAUACGAGUUUUGAUAUAGAAAAAGGAGGAAAUACUGCACUUAUGGCACCGGAAAUUAUAUCGAAAAAGCCAGGACCUUUUAGCAGGUUGAAUUAUCUUAAGUCGGAUAUGUGGGCGGUCGGAGCGCUAGGUUACGAAGUAUUCGGUGCGCCAAAUCCAUUCUACGGCAACCGUAAUACGCGACUGUUAAGUUCGACGUACAAAGACGAAGAUUUGCCAUCAUUACCGAGCUCUGUGCCUGGCCUUUUUAACCGACUGGUUAAAAAUUUGUUAAGGCGAGACCCCAGUGACCGUUUAAGUCCAGAAAUCGCGGCUAACGUCUGUCAACUGUUCCUUUGGGCUCCCAAUUCUUGGCUGGAUGAAAACACGAAGUUCCCCAACUACGAGGAGAUCCUGGAGUGGGUGCUCAAUUUGGCCGCUAAGAUACUUUGUGAGGCAGGAAACUUUAAGGAGGGUAAUAAGUUGACUUGUGUGGAGUAUUUGGUUAUUUCGACGUUUUUGUGCAGGGUUAAGUUGCAAAGGGUUAGGGAGGCGUUGGAAUGGGUCAGACAUGGUGGGGUUUAAAGUAUCUUCAAAAAUAUUUAUUAUUAUUUUAUAGAGAUUUUUAGACUUUCCUUAAGAACUUAUAAUAUAAGCUUUCUUGGGUCGUAUUUUGUAAAUAUUAUUGUUUGAAGAGGAAAGUUCAGUGAAAUUAUUGUUAUGUUAUAAUAAAAUUUAUAGUUUAUCUUUA